Molecule: messenger RNA, 887 nt
Organism: Pelodiscus sinensis (Chinese soft-shelled turtle)
Lineage: Eukaryota; Metazoa; Chordata; Testudines; Trionychidae
Source: RefSeq, a predicted model, not a curated record
AACAGGUAAUCAUCAGCCUCUGGUGUCCCUUCCAUGCCGUGAUGUUUAACCUCAUUGUUGUUCUGCUGAUGGCCUGUCACACACGAGCUGUCUUUGCUGAUCCAGGCAUGGUCCCGCUGCCCGAUACCGCCAUCGACUUCUCUGACCUGCGCAGUAACACGCCCCACAAGAAUGAGCGGAGCAAUGAGGACUGGACGGUAUGUAACCGCUGUGAGACGUACCGCCCGCCACGGGCGCACCACUGCCGCAUCUGCCACCGCUGCGUCCGCCGCAUGGAUCACCACUGCCCCUGGAUCAACAACUGCGUUGGCGAGUUAAACCAGAAAUACUUCAUCCAGUUCCUCUUCUACACAGGGCUGGCUAGUCUCUAUGCCAUGGGGCUGGUGCUGACCAGGGGGUUGUGGCCAGUGGACAAGAGCUUCCCUGGGACGAUGGAAGGUGCAGCUGGAGGUGUCUCUAACAGCAAUGUCCAGAUGGCUCACUGCAUCGUUCUGCUGGUGGAGUCCAUCCUCUUUGGGCUCUUCGUCACCGUCAUCUUCUAUGACCAGGUGGUCUCUAUCAUCACGGACGAGACUCCGAUUGAGCAGCUGCGGAACCGGCUGCUGAAGGAGGCGCGCCGGGAGGUGGCGCACACGCGGAAGCCGAAGAUCGCGUUGCUGCGGGAGGUGUUUGGACGGGGCUUUGUGAUCUGCUGGUUUUUCCCCUGUAACUGCAGCCCCCCGUCAGGCGGGACCCCACUACGACGCACCCCCCAAAGAGAGUUGCGGGAGGGAGAGGAGGACGUGGCACAGAUGCGUAAAGGGAGCUCCCGCUUCUGUUGCCCCGUGGGAGGGGCAGCCUGGAGGAUGAACCGAGGGGCAUUUGAAAAUGGAGCAAAUGGGCGCUAG